Echinops telfairi (small Madagascar hedgehog) is the source of this 2292-nucleotide messenger RNA. It is a transcript of the gene DNAJC12, whose product is annotated as DnaJ heat shock protein family (Hsp40) member C12. The transcript is spliced from 5 exons. The coding region runs from base 132 to 719 and encodes 195 amino acids. The record is from RefSeq and is a predicted model, not a curated record. Gene Ontology annotation, cellular component: cytoplasm. Lineage: Eukaryota; Metazoa; Chordata; Mammalia; Afrosoricida; Tenrecidae.
AGCCUCAAAGCUACUUGUUGGCGUUUGGGAGCACUUGCUGAAGGUAGUCAGACUCCAAGAGGCCUUUCCUGGUCACUCCCAGCCCACUGUGCCGCUUGUUUCAGAAGGAAGAAGCUAGUUUGUAGUGUAAAAUGGACGCAAUACUGAAUUACAGUUUGGAAGACACUGAAGAUUACUACACGCUACUGGGAUGCGAUGAACUGUCUUCGGUUGAACAAAUCUUGGCAGAAUUUAAGAUCAGAGCCCUGGAAUGUCACCCUGACAAGCAUCCUGAAAAUUCCAAAGCUGUGGAGACUUUCCAGAAACUGCACAAAGCAAAGGAAGUUCUGACCAACGAAGAGAGUCGAGCCCGCUAUGACCACUGGCGAAGGAGCCAGAUGGCGGUGCCUUUCCAGCAAUGGGAAGCUCUGAGUGACUCCGUGAAAACGUCAAUGCAUUGGGCUGUCAGAGGUAAAAAAGAUCUGAUGUUGGAAGAACCUGACCAGACUCACGCCAACAAGACUGAAAACGAGGACUGGAACGCGCGAAGACCAGUCAAUAAAGAGGAGAGGCGUUCAAGCACCGAGGAAAUAGAGCAGAAAGCAUCCGCGUCCCUGGAGAAGGGACGCUCCCCACAAAGUCCAGAUUCUCCAGACGCGAGCUGCGGGCACCUGCGAUUCCGCUGGUCUGGAGACGCUCCCUCGGAACUUCUGCGGAAGUUCAGAAACUACGAGAUAUGACCUUCCUGGGAUCACGCGACAGGGAGGGAUCCGACCAGCCCUCGCCGUGGAGUCUUCGUUGCCCCUCAACGUUCCGUGGGGUUUGUCCCGUCUGUGAAUUGCCCGUUAAUUCUUCCAUUCAUGAACCCGUUCUCACAGUGUGAAACGUUCAGAAGAGUAAUUUCUCUCAAUAUUCUCAUAUACUAAUAUAAAAUACUCAUAUUCUCAUAUACAAUAUUCUCAUUCACUCUUUCCUGUGAAUGUUAUUUAUAGAAACCAUUUACAUAUUGAUCUCUGUAUUUAAAUACUUCAUUGGUAUAUUAUGAUCUCUUAAUGCUGGAGGUAUCAGGAAUGCUUUCUCUUGAUUAAAAAUGAAACGUGAAAUGACAUGUCUAACUCCCAUGCAGUGCAAUAAACACUUUCUUCAAAAUUGUGUUCUAGCUAUGAAAAUGGGGCUGAGGGUUGUAUGUAUCCUGUGGUUGUUUUCCUAGUAUGUGGACAAAUAGGAAGGAAAAGCCGAGAAGGAAAAAGAAGUAAGAGCAAGGUCUCCUUAGUUACCGAGUUCUCACUGGUUCUUGACAAAAUGAGAAAACUAUAGCAACUUCUUGGGAAAGCCAGGGAGAGUCCCUGGGUCAUGUGAAUGGUUACCAACCUCAACUACGAAUGGAACGCUGGGAGGUUCAAGGCCACCCGAGGCACCGUGGAAGAAUCAGCCUCUGAGAGCCCCAUGCAGCAGUUAGACUCACGGUGUUACACACGGUGACUCCGGAGCUGCUCCCAGUCAGUGAUUCAUGGACUCCUAAUGGACUCCCUGCAAACUGAUUGGAAAAGCUAAAUUUAUCAAUGAAGCAAAGCAAGCUCAAACCCAUUGCCACGAAGCCAAUUCCAAUUCAUAAUGACCCUGUAGAUAUAGGAUUGGGUAGACAUGUUCCUUCCGGUUUCAAAGAUUCUAAUCUUUUUUUUUUCCCCCCCAAAGAUUCUAAUCUUUAAGCGAGCAGACGACCUCAUCUUUCUCAUGCGGAAUGGCUGGUGGGUUUGAACCACUGCCCUGGCGGUCGGAAUUUACUAUACUCCCAGGAUUUAUUUCUCUAUAAAGGGCCCUCCUUUACUCAGAAAUUAUGUCCAUCUUACGUUUGAGGUCUAACAUGUGUUUCUUUUUAUGAAAUAGGGUCACAGUAGAUGAAGAUUUUCUGUUUUAAAUACAGCCCUAUAUUGGUCAUCUCAACUUCAUGUGAAAUGUGGAUUUCAUCAAAUCCCAACGUUUUGGGAAUUCUUCUAUCGACAUUUUACCACUUUAGUAAAAUGUGGCUUGGCAUUAUUACUGUAUCUGCAACUUCUACUUCAAAACAUUAAAAUAUAAAUGAAAACGACAUAGUUCAUUAAGUAAAUAAUAGGUGAAAGUCACAUGUCUCCAUAGAAAUGCCUGGCCCAGAGUAGGAACUCAACUAGAUUGAAUAGAUUUAUUUUUGAAGCUAAGAAUCAGAGUUUUGAGUUUUUUCUUUUCUACCCAAAGAAAAGAACUGAUGAGAAAAAAGCUGAUUUAUUUAUUUUUAUUAAAAGAUAAUUUUAUUGGGGGCUCUUAAACAACUCUUAU